Racocetra fulgida is the source of this 880-nucleotide messenger RNA. Lineage: Eukaryota; Fungi; Glomeromycota; Glomeromycetes; Diversisporales; Gigasporaceae. The record is from the annotation of a GenBank genome assembly.
AUGCUUCGCAAUCGCUAUUGCCUCUAUGGAAAACGUCGAAAUUAUAUAAGACACCUCCGCAAUACAAAUAAUAUACAUGUGGACAAUGAAAAACAUACUAAUGAAGAAAUUGAUUAUGAAAAAAUAAAUGCUCGCGAGAUGCCAAAUAAUGUAGAAAAUGAUUAUGUAUCACCAAAUGAAGAAUUGUUCGGUGAAGCAUUCGAUGACGAAGUACUUGAUAAUAAUAUGUUCAAAGAUGAAGCACCUGAUGAUGAAGCAUUCGACAGUGAAGCAUUUGAUGAAACGUUAGAAGACUUCUUUUAUGACGAAAUGUUAAAUGAUGAUGAAAUGACAAUAAAUUCUGCAGAUGAUAUGCUAAGUGAAGAAUCUGAUAGAAUUAUUAACCAAGCACUAAAUAUUGAAGAAAUGCCAUCUAUUAGUGGAGAAUUUUCCCAAUAUUUCAAGAAUCCUACUGAAGCGUUGAUGUUUUGCUGGAUUCAAAAACACAAAAUCAAAAAUGCGACUAUACUUGUCGAAUUACAAAAUCUUGUCAAAAUCGCUAAUAUUAUUAUACUUUACAACAAAAGCAACAAUAAUGAUUCUUCUUUAAUUUUUAUUCGUGAAAUCCUUUAUAAAUAUCAAGGACGUUGGAAAUUAAGAGAUGUUGCAUAUUCUUAUAAGCAUCCAUCAGAAUUUGCAACAUUAGAGAUACCAGAAAUGGAACAACUAGAAAAAGGGAUAGUAAUGAAUAUCCUAGGAAAUCGAAGCCUUAUUAUUGCAAGUCUUAGUGCUAUAACCACUAAUCUUCCGCAAGGAAAUAAUUUGACUGGAGUUAAAAGGCAUGGUGCUAUAAGAGGAUGUUGUAUAUGUAAUGUGGUGAAAAAUUCCUGGACGUCUGAAG